Rubroshorea leprosula is the source of this 1309-nucleotide messenger RNA. The record is from the annotation of a GenBank genome assembly. Lineage: Eukaryota; Viridiplantae; Streptophyta; Magnoliopsida; Malvales; Dipterocarpaceae.
GUCACAAUCAAUGCGCUUUUGUGGAAGGAAGGCUAAUGGUGGAGCAUGUCUUACUAGCACAUGAAAUAGUAAAGCAUUACCACAAGCAGCAUCUCAGUUCACGUUGUGCUCUUAAGAUUGAUUUGAUGAAAGCUUUUGAUUCUGUCCAUUGGGAUUUUAUUUUCCAAAUUUUGGAUGCUCUUGGUUUCCCCCCUCUUUUCAUAAAUUGGCUAGUUGCUUGUAUUACUACUCCAAAGCUCUCUGUGGUUUUUAAUGGGAAUCUUGUGGGAUAUUUUCCUGGGAAGAAAGGCAUCAAGCAAGGUGACCCUUUGUCACCAUAUAUCUUUGUUAUAUGCAUGGAAAUUCUCUCCAGAAUGCUUAAUAAAGCUGCAACAGAGGGACAAUUAGCCUACCACCCUAAAUGUGCAAAGGUUAAACUCACUCACCUAUGCUUUGCAGAUUACCUUAUCAUUUUUACAGAUGGAAGGGCAUCCUCUUUAGCUGCAAUUGAUGACACUUUGAAGAGUUUCUAUUCUGUUUCUGGUUUGAAAGUAAACUAUGCAAAGUCAGAACUUUUUUGUUGUGGAAUUCCUACAGAUGAGGUUCAGCACUUUACCUCAGUUUAUGGAUUCAAGAUUGGCACACUCCCUGUUAGGUGCCUAGGAGUACCUUUAAUCACAGGGAGACUAACAGGAAAAGACCUCAAGCCAUUGGUAUCUAAGAUCACGGACAAAAUGAAUUCUUGGACAUCAAAACACCUCUCUUUUGCUGGGCGACUGCAGUUAAUUUCCUCUGUUAUUCAAGGAGUCACAACCUUUUGGUGUUCAACUUUUAUUCUGCCUAAAAAGGUGAUCAAGGAAAUUGAAAGACUAUGCAAUGCUUUUCUAUGGAAUAACUCUACUGAUAGUGCAAAGGGAGCUAAGGUGUGUUGGCAAUCUGUUUGUUUCCCUAAACAGGAGGGAGGUUUAGGCCUUAAAAGCCUUAGUCACUGGAACAUGGCAUGUAUAUUAAGAUUCAUUUGGAUGAUUUUUGCUAAGGCAGGCUCUAUAUGGGUUGCUUGGGUCAAGGAGUACCUGCUAAAAGAUGAGUUUCUAGUAUAUCAGUAUUCCUGCUAACUCAUCUUGGGGGUGGAGGAAAAUGCUAAAGCUUAGAAGCUAUGCUAGAGGAUUAAUACAGCAUGUACUUGGUGAUGGUAGUGAUAUCUUCCUUUGGCAUGACUAUUGGCAUCCUUCAAGACCAUUAAUGCUUGCAUAUGGUGCUAAGAUUGUACCAGAUUCUGGUUUGCAAUUAUUUGCCAAAGUGUUAGAAGUAGUAAAUGGGAAUUUUUGGA